Messenger RNA from Girardinichthys multiradiatus, 1344 nucleotides. Its product is annotated as carbonic anhydrase-like. Lineage: Eukaryota; Metazoa; Chordata; Actinopteri; Cyprinodontiformes; Goodeidae. The record is from RefSeq and is a predicted model, not a curated record. Gene Ontology annotation, molecular function: carbonate dehydratase activity; zinc ion binding. Gene Ontology annotation, cellular component: cytoplasm. The coding region runs from base 218 to 1000 and encodes 260 amino acids. The transcript is spliced from 8 exons. Gene Ontology annotation, biological process: carbon dioxide transport.
CUCUUGUUAGCCUCGUCGCAUCUUGGAGCAUCUCCGUGGAUACAGUAUGCAAGAACUCCUCUUCCACUUAUUAAACACUCACCUCCCUCUCUGCCCUCUGCCUGCAUCUCCACCGCUCUGGAAAGACAAGGACGACAAGGAGCACACAACCUAACCUCAUUCCUAACCUGUUUCUGCCAACCUCAGAGCCCUGAGGGGGUCUACAGCAGAAGCAGCCAUGUCUAAUGCGUGGGGAUACGGACCAACCAACGGACCUGACACAUGGCUGGAAAGGUUUCCAAAUGCGAAGGGUCCCAGACAGUCUCCCAUCAACAUUGUUACCAAGGAGGCCCAAUAUGACCCAUCUCUGAAGCCUCUGAAAAUCAAGUAUGACCCCUACAAUUCCAGGGACAUUCUCAACAACGGACAGUCCUUCCAGGUGGACUUUGUGGAUGACACUGACAACUCUACUCUGACUGGAGGUCCCAUUUGUGGAACAUACCGCUUGAACCAGUUUCAUUUCCACUGGGGAGCCAGUGACGACAGAGGCUCUGAGCACAAUGUUGAUGGGGCCCAGUUCCCUUGUGAGCUUCACCUGGUGCACUGGAAUACCAAAUACUCUAGCUUUAGAAAGGCUGCUGACAAGGACGAUGGACUGGCCGUGAUUGGGGUCUUCCUCAAGAUUGGCGCACCCAACCCCCAGCUUCAGAAAGUUCUGGAUGCCCUAGACUUUGUCAAGACGAAGGGAAAGCAGACAACCUUCUCUAACUUUGAUGCAAAGACUCUUCUUCCACAUUCUCUGGAUUAUUGGACUUAUGAGGGCUCCCUAACAACUCCACCCCUGCUGGAGAGCGUCACCUGGAUUGUCCUCAGGGAGGUGAUCAGCGUCAGCUCUGUACAGAUGGCCAAGUUCCGAAGCCUCUUCUUCACCGGAGAGGGAGAAUCUCAAAUCUCCAUGGUGGACAACUACCGCCCCCCGCAGCUGCUCCAGGGCCGUCACGUCCGGGCCUCCUUUCAAUAAUUUCUCAAAAGUCCAGCCCUUAAGUGCCUACAUUUUUUCUGUAGUGUGUUUUACAUUGUCUUUUCUCUAAAGUUUAAAAGAUAUCUGAAAAUUUUCAUCCAAACUGAGACAGUCUCCUCAACAGUAAGAGUUUUAAAAACGUAAUGUUGAAUUUCAAGCACAGAAGUUGGGUGCGUUAUGUAAGACAUUGGUAAAUGUAAGACUUUCAGUAAACACUGAUGUUUUAAACUGCCUAUUAGAUUUCAUUUUGCGUUGUAUGACAAUGAAAGUUUUUAUCAACUUCAUGAAACCUUUUCUUGCAUCUGUCAUUGCUGGACAUUCUGUUCAUUAGAUUGCGAAAUAAA